Molecule: messenger RNA, 324 nt
Organism: Macrosiphum euphorbiae (potato aphid)
Lineage: Eukaryota; Metazoa; Arthropoda; Insecta; Hemiptera; Aphididae
Source: the annotation of a GenBank genome assembly
AUGGCCGAACAAGCUAGUUCCGCGUUGGGUAACGCGUCUUCUAUUAGUACCAGGAGGGGAAAUAUAGAAGGAAAUACUAGAUCUAGAGUCGGUUCUCGCAAAGAUAGUAAAAAAAACACAAAUAAUCAAGUGGAUGUGGCUACACUAAAUUUAGAUAAUACUGAAACACCAAUUGUGAAUGAACCAUCUGCAUCAACUCAAAGAAGUCGUAGAAGUAAAUCUAGUACUAGGAAUACUCGUACCAGUAAUUCUAAUACGCUAACACAAAAAGAACUACCAGGUACAAGUAGAAAAUCAACAAUAUCCAAAUCGCGCCGAAAAUAG